AUGGAGUUGGCUGUAAUCAAUGUGCAAUUUAUGGACAAUGCAUGUUUCGCGUGGGCGGUGAUUGUUGCGUUAUGUCCAGCUGACAAAAACGCAGAUCGUCAAUCUUCGUACCCAUACUACAUAUCAGUGUUGAAUAUGCAGGACAUUGAAUUUCCAAUGCGCAUAAAUCAAAUUAAAAAAUUUGAACGGUUGAACGAUAUCUCGAUUAAUAUUCAUAGUGCGGAGAAGAGAUAUGACGACGCGACAGAGAAAGAAGGAAACGUGGUCGUGCCCAUACGUUUCAUGGAAUAUACGCGAGAUGACAACUUCGCGCGGAUCAAGAAUUUGUCCCGACUCGUCAGCUCGCAGCUGAGCAAAAAGUCACACAAGAAACAUAUUUGCGACCGAUUUUUGCAUUACUUCAGCUCGAGCGAGAAGCUGGAGAGCCGCACUGUCGAUUACCAAAAAAUGAAUGACUGCGCCAUCAUCCUGCCAAACGAUGACAACAAAUGGCUCAGCUUCACCAACUACUGCAGAAAGGAGCGGGUCCCGUUUGUAGUUUACGCCGACUUGGAAUGCACCCUGGAGAAGACACCGAGGGAAGAACAAACGAAACAGUGGGAGAUAUUUCGGAACGCUACGCUGUGUCAUGUGUGCGAGAAAUCAUUCGCGGAGGAUGAUGCACGCUUACGCGAUCAUUGCCACCUGACUGGACGGUACAGAGGUCCCGCAUAUUCCAAUUGCAAUUUAAAUUACCAAGAUAGUUAUUGCAUUCCUGUGGCCUUUCACAACUUAUCCGGUUAUGAUUCACACUUCAUCAUCAAAGAUAUAGCAACCAUGUUCGAAGGUUCAAUCACUGUACUACCGAUAACCAAAGAGAAAUAUAUUUCGUUUACAAAGACUGUAGGAAACAUGACGGAUAGUAGGAAUAAAUGGAUAAAUUGUUUACAAUUGCGGUUCAUCGAUUCGUACAAAUUUCUCUGUACUAGCCUCGAUAAAUUGGCGUCUUUUCUCGACAAAGACAAAUUAAAAAUUGUUCUGUCCGAAUUUUCAAAUUUGUCCGACAAGGAUUUUGAUUUAUUAACGCGAAAGGGUGUUUUUCCGUACGAAUACCUUGAUUGCGUGGACAAGCUACAGGAUCAGUGUUUAUCACCGCGCGAGUCAUUUGACAGUUCGUUGACGGGUGACACGGUAUCCGAGAGCGAUUACGCGCACGCCGCGAACAUCUAG
Messenger RNA from Harpegnathos saltator (Jerdon's jumping ant), 1209 nucleotides. RefSeq lists its product as uncharacterized. The coding region runs from base 1 to 1209 and encodes 402 amino acids. The transcript has 4 exons. Gene Ontology annotation, molecular function: nucleic acid binding. NCBI's taxonomy places the organism in Eukaryota, Metazoa, Arthropoda, Insecta, Hymenoptera, Formicidae. The record is from RefSeq and is a predicted model, not a curated record.